Molecule: messenger RNA, 1341 nt
Organism: Clonostachys byssicola
Lineage: Eukaryota; Fungi; Ascomycota; Sordariomycetes; Hypocreales; Bionectriaceae
Source: the annotation of a GenBank genome assembly
AUGGCCACCAACCCUGGGUUCCUGCGAUUUGCCAGCCCUGGUGAGCAGCGUUGCAUCGCUCGUGAGGUUCUUGGUCUGUACAAUUGCGUUGUCGUUGGUGCCAUCUACACAUUGCCGAGCGACUUCGGAUCUCCUACUCAGCCCGAGGCCUGCUUCCAUCCGCUCAAGCGCUGCGUCCAGGACCAUCCUUUUCUCAGCGUUGUCGUGCGCGAUAUACAAACAGACAAGCCUUUUUACGAGCAGAUUCCCACUGUGCAGCUAUCCCAGCAUGUCUCCCUCCUGCCCCCCAGCGAUCAAAAUAUAACCGCUGCAAUUCAGGCCGCGCUUGCUCCAGAACUUGAUCGUCCAUUCGCAGACGGCAUACCUCCAUGGCGCAUUGUCGUGCUCCCGCUGAAAGAACCAUCUUCUUGCUUCAUCGCGUUCGCCUACUCUCAUGUCCUUGGAGAUGGGGCAUCUGGGGCUGCCUUUCAUCGAACAUUCCUUAAAGCCUUAGCUGAAGGUGACGGCGGCAAGCCAGGCAAAACCUCAGAAACGGCCCCUGCGUCACUCAAACUACUUGCGCCUCCAUUCGAUACGCCUGCACGGCUGCCAAUUACUUGGGGGUUUCUUCUAGGACCGCUCAUCGCCAGCUUUCUACCGGCCUUCAUUGCACGACUGCUUGUCAAGGAGAUAGAAGCUCCCGUACUGGAUAACGCCCUGCGAGCAGCAAGGGAUCAUGACACUAAACUCACGGCCAUCCUCCAGGCCCUCAUCGUCGGCGCCUUAAGUAAGGCUAUUCCAGAUCCCAAGAUCACCAAUUUCGUUUCACAGACUGUCCUCAACAUGAGACCUGCCGUUGGUAUUUCCGCCGACCAGAUGGGAAAUAUGACUUCUGCGGCCUAUCCAAUCUACCCUCGUUCCAAUUCUCAAAGCGACACAUUCUCGGAUAGCGACUGGGCUGUCGCACGGGACGCCACUCGAGAACUUGCGGAAAAUGCAUCAAGGCUACGGGAUCAAGCCAUCGGGUUAUUACGAUUUGUUAUGAGCGUGCGUAUGUGGAUGCUAGGGAAACUCGGACAGCGACGAGAAUGCUCAUUCGAGCUCAGCAACCUUGGGGCGGUCGACGUCAGCCAUUAUCCGGACGCGCCUGGGGCAAAGAUCACCAAGAUCAUUUUCUCGCAAACCGCAGCUGCUAUUAGCGUCCCGAUUAAUUUCAAUUUCUCGGCCGUAAAGGGUGGGGAGGGUCUCAUCUACACUGUAACUUGGCAGAAGGGUGCAUUGAACAUGACCGAGAAAGAUGAAGGUGACUUUGUGGAAGGGCUGUGCCAAUCUCUGUCACAAGGGCUUGAAAAUCUACGAUAG